AGAAACCCCUUUCCAUUUCUCUUAACACUUGGAGGAGUUUAAUUUUUCAAAAACCCUUUGGGGUUAUCUUCAGAUUUCUCAGUGCCCGAAAUUGUCAGUGAAGGAAAUUUGUAAAAACCUUACAGCUGCUGCUUGUUUUGGAUUUCCUUUCUUUUUAAUCCAUGGGAAAUUGCUGUGCUAACCCCAGCUCUAAUGUUGAGAAUAAGAAGAAGGGGCACAAAAAGAACAAAGCUAACCCGUUUUUUGGAGAUGAAUAUGCAGUCAACAAUGGAUCUGCUACUAACUUCAAGCUGAGGGUUUUAAAGGAACCAACUGGUCAAGAUAUUUCGGCUCGAUACGAUCUAGGCCGUGAGCUGGGGCGCGGAGAAUUCGGGGUAACAUAUCUGUGUACAGAUGUGAACUCCGGUGAGAAAUAUGCUUGUAAAUCGAUAUCGAAGAAGAAACUGAGGACCGCAGUGGAUAUUGAGGAUGUGAGGAGGGAGGUAGAGAUAAUGAAGCAUUUGCCUAAGCAUCCUAAUAUCGUGACAUUGAAGGAUACUUAUGAGGAUGAUGAUGCUGUUCACAUUGUUAUGGAACUGUGUGAGGGAGGAGAGUUGUUUGAUAGGAUCGUCGCGAGGGGCCACUACACGGAACGAGCCGCUGCCGGGGUUAUGAGGACGAUCGUCGAAGUUGUUCAGAUGUGCCAUAAACAUGGAGUCAUGCAUCGCGAUCUCAAACCUGAGAAUUUUCUAUUUGGAAAUAAGAAGGAAACUGCCCCAUUGAAGGCAAUUGAUUUUGGGCUGUCGGUCUUCUUUAAACCCGGUGAGCAAUUCAAUGAGAUCGUGGGAAGUCCAUAUUACAUGGCUCCCGAGGUUCUUAAACGAAAUUAUGGCCCAGAGAUCGAUGUUUGGAGUGCUGGAGUUAUCCUCUAUAUUUUACUUUGUGGUGUGCCACCAUUCUGGGCAGAGACCGAGCAGGGGGUAGCACAGGCGAUUAUCCGCUCUGUUAUCGACUUUAAGAGGGACCCAUGGCCUAAAGUUUCGGACAAUGCGAAGGACCUUGUAAAGAAAAUGCUUAAUCCCGAUCCAAAGCUACGUCUUACAGCACAGGAAGUGCUUGAGCAUCCGUGGAUACUAAAUGCCAAGAAAGCACCCAAUGUUUCACUGGGUGAGACUGUGAAAGCUCGGCUCAAACAAUUUUCUGUAAUGAACAAGCUGAAGAAAAGAGCUCUAAGGGUGAUUGCUGAGCAUUUGUCGGUGGAGGAAGUAGCCGGCAUAAAAGAGGCUUUUGAUGUAAUGGACACUGGAAAACGAGGCAAAAUAAACCUUGAGGAGCUUCGGACAGGGUUGCAAAAGCUCGGCCAACAGAUUCCUGAUGCAGAUUUGCAGAUCCUAGUGGAAGCUGCUGAUGUUGAUGGUGAUGGAACUCUGAAUUAUGGAGAAUUUGUAGCAGUUUCAGUUCACCUCAGGAAAAUGGCCAAUGACGAGCACUUGCAUAAAGCCUUUGCAUUCUUUGAUCUAAAUAAAAGUGGCUUCUUAGAGAGAGAAGAUCUGCGAGAUUCCUUAAACGAUGAAGUUGAUACCAGUGAGGAAGUUAUUGAUGCCAUAAUGCAUGAUGUUGACACCGACAAGGAUGGGCGCAUAAGUUACGAUGAGUUUGUUGCGAUGAUGAAAGCCGGUACUGAUUGGAGGAAAGCAUCCAGGCAAUAUUCACGUGAAAGAUUCAACAGUCUAAGCUUGAAGUUGAUGAGAGAUGGUUCAUUGCAAUCGGCUAAUUGAGUACAAGUCUAAUAGAUACCAGUCGAUAAAAACAAAACAAAACAAAACAAAAAAGUUAAGUACCAUUGCUUUGAAGGGUAAAAAAAGAAGAAAAAUUCCUUGAUUGUUUGGUUGAUACUGUCGAUUUCUUUUAUUUUUCCAAUUUGUUUUCGAGUGGAACCUUCGAGGUAGAUAAUGCUAGAUCGAUGCAUGUGUUAUUAUCAGUA
Hibiscus syriacus is the source of this 1963-nucleotide messenger RNA. RefSeq names its product calcium-dependent protein kinase 7-like. Lineage: Eukaryota; Viridiplantae; Streptophyta; Magnoliopsida; Malvales; Malvaceae. Gene Ontology annotation, biological process: intracellular signal transduction; protein autophosphorylation; peptidyl-serine phosphorylation. Gene Ontology annotation, molecular function: calcium ion binding; calcium-dependent protein serine/threonine kinase activity; calmodulin binding. The record is from RefSeq and is a predicted model, not a curated record. Gene Ontology annotation, cellular component: nucleus; cytoplasm. Bases 162 to 1757 code for a protein of 531 amino acids. The transcript has 9 exons.